Molecule: messenger RNA, 3655 nt
Organism: Eufriesea mexicana
Lineage: Eukaryota; Metazoa; Arthropoda; Insecta; Hymenoptera; Apidae
Gene: Taf2
Product: TATA-box binding protein associated factor 2
Exons: 19
Coding region: 1-3579 (1192 amino acids)
Biological process (GO): transcription initiation at RNA polymerase II promoter
Cellular component (GO): transcription factor TFIID complex
Molecular function (GO): RNA polymerase II general transcription initiation factor activity; chromatin binding; metallopeptidase activity
Source: RefSeq, a predicted model, not a curated record
AUGACAUUAAGUUCUCAUCAAAUACUGAGCCUUACAGGUAUAAGUUUCCAAAGGAAAAGCAUCAUUGGAUUUGUAGAAUUAACAAUUGUUCCACUUAGAGAUACAUUAAGACUUAUAAAACUAAAUGCAAAACAAUGUAGGAUUUAUAGAGUAUGUUUAAAUGACACGUAUGAAGCACCAUUUCAAUAUUUUGAUCCAUUUUUAGAUAUUUGCCAAGGAGAUGGCAAGCAACGAUCAUUAGAAUUUUUUUCAAAUAUGCAUUUAGCAGCUGCACAAAGAGUUGAUCCAGAUAAUAAUGCAGGAGAAUUAGUUGUACAAAUUCCACCAGAUGCUGCACAUUUAGUUGCUGAAGGUAGAAGUUUAAGAAUUAGCAUUGAGUUUUCUUUAGAACAGCCCCAAGGUGGGGUACAUUUUGUUGUUCCAAAUUGUGAAGGAACAUUAGCAGAGAGAGGUGCACACAUGUAUACAUAUAGUUAUGAAAAUUCUUCAAGAUUAUGGUUUCCGUGUGUUGAUAGUUUUGCAGAACCAUGUACUUGGAAAUUAGAAUUUACUGUUGAUGAUUCUAUGACAGCUGUAUCUUGUGGAGACCUUGUAGAAGUUGUAUAUACUCCAGAUAUGCGUAGGAAAACUUUUCACUAUGUCCUUAAUACACCUGCAUGUGCGCCAAAUAUUGCACUUGCAGUUGGACCAUUUGAGAUAUUUGUAGACCCAUAUAUGCAUGAAGUAACACAUUUUUGUUUGCCACAAUUAUUACCAUCACUGAAAGUCUCUGCAAAAUAUAUGCAUGAAGCAUUUGAAUUUUAUGAAGAAACAUUGUCAAACAGAUAUCCUUAUUCUUGCUAUAAACAAGUUUUUGUAGAUGAAUUAGAUGAAGAUAUAAAUGCAUAUGCUACUAUGAGUAUUUUAAACACAAAUUUAUUACAUUCAACUGCAAUUAUUGAUCAAGUUUAUGUUACAAAGAAAGCUAUGGCACAAGCUGUUGCAGAACAAUUUUUUGGUUGUUUCAUAUCUAUGCAAAAUUGGUCUGACACGUGGUUACCUAAAGGUAUUUCAACAUACCUAACUGGUUUAUAUGCAAAGAAAUGUUUUGGAAAUAAUGAAUACAGGGAGUGGAUACAAUCGGAAUUGCAAGAAGUUGUAAAAUAUGAAGAACAAUUUGGAGGAAUAAUAUUAGAUCCUUCUCAGCCACCAGCUCCAUUACCUAUUACGGCUAAUACACCAGCACCUACACCCAGGACUCCAGAUCCUGGAUUUUAUUUUCCAAUAAGAAAUUUACACACAAUGUCUCCAAAAUAUAUUGAAGUGCUUCGUAAAAAAGCACACUUAGUUAUUAGAAUGUUAGAACAUCGAAUUGGGCAAGAAUUACUUCUACAGGUUUUCAAUAAACAGUUAUCUCUAGCUGCUAAUGCUGCACAACAAAAAAUCGAUUCUGGGCUUUGGUCGCAUAUGUUAAUUAGUACAAAUGUGUUUACAAAAGCAAUUUUUACUGUAACUGGUAAAGAUAUGGCUGUUUUUAUAGAUCAAUGGGUUAGAACUGGUGGACAUGCAAAAUUUAGUUUAAGUUUUGUAUUUAACAGAAAAAGAAAUACAGUAGAAUUAGAAAUUCGACAAGAUACUACAAAUCAAAGAGGAAUUAGGAAAUAUGUUGGUCCACUUUUAGUUAAUAUUCAAGAAUUAGACGGCACUUUUAAACAUACCUUACAAAUUGAAGGUACUGUAGCAAAAGCAGAUAUAACAUGUCACAGUAAAAGUCGUAGAAAUAAAAAGAAAAAGAUUCCACUGUGUACUGGAGAAGAAGUAGAUAUGGAUCUUUCUGCUAUGGAUGAUUCUCCUGUGUUAUGGAUAAGAUUAGAUCCUGAAAUGACACUUUUACGUGCUGUUCAAAUUGAACAACCUGAUUAUCAAUGGCAAUACCAACUAAGGCAUGAAAGAGAUGUUACUGCACAAUUAGAAGCUAUUGAAGCCUUGCAAAAUCAUGCUACACCAGCUACCCGAUUAGCAUUGACUGAUACUAUAGAAAAUGAACAUUGCUAUUAUAAAGUUAGAUUACGAGCGGCACAUUGUUUAACUAAGGUUGCUAAUGCUAUGGUUGCAACAUGGGCAGGACCACCAGCAAUGUUAGCCAUAUUCCGAAAAUUAUUUGGGUCGGCUUCAUGUAGACGUAUAAUUAAACAAAAUAACUUUUCAAACUUUCAACAUUAUUUUUUGCAAAAGACUAUACCUGUAGCCAUGGCAGGUUUACGUAAUGCUCACGGUAUAUGUCCGCCAGAAGUUUUAGCCUUUUUGAUGGACUUAUUUAAAUAUAAUGAUAACAGUAAAAAUAGAUAUUCAGAUAAUUAUUAUAGGGCUGCAUUAAUUGAAGCUCUUGGAGCUACAGUUACACCUGUAAUUAGUGUGCAGCAAGGGACAGCUAUUACUGCAGAAUCUCUGUCAGUUGAUACAAGAGCUAUAUUAGAGGAAGUAACAAGAAAUUUAAAUUUGGAAAAAUUAUUGCCAUGUUAUAAGUAUACAGUUAGUGUUUCUUGUCUGAAAGUCAUACGGAUUUUACAAAAGUUUGGUCACCUUCCAAGUAAUCCUCAUCUCUUUAGAGCAUAUGCUGCAUAUGGACAAUUCAUAGAUGUUAGAGUUGCAGCAUUACAAGCAUUAGUUGACUUUACUAGAGUAGAUGGCAAAUGGGAAGAUUUAGAAUUUUUAUUAGAUAUGAUAGAAAUGGAUCCCCAUCCUGGAGUACGACAUAGAUUAGUGAGACUUAUGGUUGAAAACCGACCAUUUGAAAGAGCACAUAAACAUCGAUUAGAUCGUCCUGAAUUGGUUGACCGUAUAUGGAAUUUAAUUAAUGGUAUGCUUUCUCAUGAUCCUAAAAUUCGAUGUGAUCUAGUUGAUUUAUAUUACACUUUGUAUGGAUCAAAACGACCAUUCUGCCUUCCUAUUCCUGAGCUUGCUGCUAUUACUAAACCAAAAAGAACAGGACCUCCAAGUCCAGAACAAGAUAUAAAACCAAAUGUAUCACAUAUAAAACAUGAAUCAUCAAUAGUAGAAAUCGAAAAUGCAAGUGGACCAGGCAAAAGAAAACCUUCUCCACAUAGAGAAGUUCCAGGUCCUUCUAAUUCAGUUGAUUAUGGUCCAGAAAUAAAGAGACAAAAACAGGAUGAUCGAACGCCAUCUGUAAAUAGUGAUGGAAAAGUAAAAUCAGAAUAUUAUAGUGAUAAUUCUGCAUCAUUACCUGGUAUUAUGGGGGCACCAGGACCAGUAGGUUUUGAGCCAGGGAUGUUUAAAAAAGAAGGAGAGGAUCACAAACAAAAAAGUGAUUCUGCCAAUAAGAAUAAGAAAAAGAAAAAGGACAAAAAGAAACAUAAACACAAACAUAAACAUAAACAUGAUCAUAAGCAUGGUAAAGAUAAAGAGAAAAAAGACAAAGAUAAAGAUAAAGACAAAGUUAAAGAUAAAGAAAAAGAUAAAGAAAAAGAUAAAACUAAAGAUUCUUCAAAUUUAAAAAUUAAAGAAGAAACUUUAAGCUCAGCCAGUUCCAGUCUCAGUCCAGAUGCAACGACUGUUACUAAUGAAUUUAUUUUUCCAUAGUAAAAUAUUGGACAACGUAUAUAGGCUUUUAAAGCUAUCAUUGUUUAUACCUUAUAUAAUUUUUAUAUAAUUUAAG